This is a messenger RNA of Pectinophora gossypiella (pink bollworm), 2054 nucleotides long. Its product is annotated as retinol dehydrogenase 13-like. NCBI's taxonomy places the organism in Eukaryota, Metazoa, Arthropoda, Insecta, Lepidoptera, Gelechiidae. The record is from RefSeq and is a predicted model, not a curated record. The transcript has 8 exons. The coding region runs from base 200 to 1198 and encodes 332 amino acids.
AAUGUCUCAAAGUCUCAAACUUUAUUAUUGUUGUAAAUUUUGGACCAUUAUUUUCGCUUUUAUUAUUGUUUGAAUUAUAACAAUAAUGUUUGGUCAAUAUUGUUUUGACAUUUGAUACGAGGUAAAAUUAUUUUAUUCGUCGGAAACACCUGCCGGGAGCUGGCCACAUUCUCUCUGUCUUCUUUUCAGCAAAGCAGCCAUGUGGAUACCGAACUUGCCGAUCACCAUCGUUAGCGCCGUGGCAGCCAGCGCAGGCGCACUCUGUAUAUUCAAAGACAUCCACGGCGGGCCGCCAUUCGACCGCGAGGCGCGAGCGGACAACAAGACAGUCGUAAUCACGGGCGCCAACACCGGUAUCGGCAAAGAAGCAGCGUGGGAGUUUGCUAAGAGAGGCGCCAAGGUAUUCAUGGCAUGCCGUGACAUGGAGAAGUGUGAGAAGACACGCAAGGACAUAGUCCUGGAGACGCACAACAAGUACGUGUACUGCCGCCCCUGCGACCUCGCCAGUACGAAGUCUAUCCGGGAGUUUGUGCACAGGUACAAACAAGAAGAGCCGCACCUCCACAUCCUGGUGAACAACGCAGGAGUCCUGGAACCCAAGGAGAAGAUCACACAAGACGGCUUCGAGAUGACCCUGGGCGUCAACCACCUGGGACACUUCCUGCUUACCAACCUUCUGCUGGAUACUUUGAAGGAGUCAGCACCAAGCCGCGUGGUGGUUGUAGCAGACAGCGCUCACAAACGAGGGACCAUCCACACUGAGGACCUCAACAUGACUGGCAGCAAAGACAAAGCUGCCAUGUACGCGCAGAGCAAGCUCGCCAACUUGCUGUUCGUGAGGGAGCUGGCCAGGAGGCUGCUAGAAACGGGCGUGGCAGUGGUGGCAGUGGACCCAGGUCUGACAGACACGACCCUCACCCGCAACAUGCCCAUGAUGAGGAGCAUCACCCGGUUCUUCAUCUACCCGCUGUUCUGGCCAGUCAUGAAGACGCCCAAGAUCGGCGCCCAGGUCAUCGUCCACGCGGCCCUGGAUCCGAAGCUCGCGACAUGUGCUGGGGACUACUACGUAGACAUGAAGAAGACGGAUCCGUCGGCGUCCGCGCAGGACUUCGAGAUGGCGCAGUGGCUGUGGAAGGUCAGCGAGAAGUGGACCAAGUUGAACGAACACAAACAGAUACCGCAGGCUAGCGCCGCGUAGAAUUACAGCUAUAACCUAUCACAAACAGCCCAUAUACGUCCCACUGCUGGGCACGGGCCUCCCCUCAAUCCACCGGAGGGGGUAUGGAGCAUACUCCACCACGCGCUGCUCCACAGCGGGUCGAUGGACGUGUUUUACAGCUCUACAGGGUGUUAGUGACAUCGUAACGACUCAGAAUGAAAAAAUCAGACCAUGAUUUUGAGUUGAUAACAAGUGGAAUUUUCCGUCGCAAAAGUACGGAAUUUUUCGACAGGAAAUUUCAUCACUGAAUGAAUUAGGGACUUUCCAAGCCCUGUGGAAAGUCCCUCAUUGAAAAGGAAACAUUAACUCAGUGAAGUUAGUACAUAAUUUACUAAGCUAUGUUUGCAUUUACUUUGUUGUUAGUUCUCUAGACAUAUUUUAAUAAAAUGUAGAUUAAUACUAGUGAUGUUCCGAAUAUCCGUAUCCGUAUCCGCGGAUAUCCGAGAUAAAAGAAAAAUCCGUAUCCGUGUCCGUUACUUUUCACGCGGAUCUUUUACGGAUCUUUUUCAGGUGAUUAAGUAGAAUUAUUAAAUAAAAAACUAUAAAAUUCCACUCAGAUUGGUUUUAUUUCUUAAAAUCAAAUAUUUGGCACCUUUAUAUUGCAAACAUUUAGAUAGAUAGAUCUUUAUAAUGAAAGCAAGAUAAAAUAUCACUUUUAUAACAAUGAAAUAACUAAAAAUUUAAUCUUUUUUUGACACCAAUCGAAUAAUAUCGAAUAAGAAAAUAAAGAUCCGUAUCCGUAUCCGCGGAUCUUUACACUAAAUAUCCGUAUUCAGAUCCGUAUCCGCGGAUAUACAUUUUUAACGAUCCGGCACAUCACUAAUUAAUACACAAA